This is a messenger RNA of Mesitornis unicolor (brown roatelo), 147 nucleotides long. It is a transcript of the gene MSRB1, whose product is annotated as methionine sulfoxide reductase B1. The record is from RefSeq and is a predicted model, not a curated record. NCBI's taxonomy places the organism in Eukaryota, Metazoa, Chordata, Aves, Mesitornithiformes, Mesitornithidae. The annotation marks the transcript as partial. Gene Ontology annotation, molecular function: peptide-methionine (R)-S-oxide reductase activity. The transcript has 2 exons.
GUGUCCUGUGGCAAAUGCGGCAACGGGCUGGGCCAUGAAUUCCUCAACGAUGGGCCCACCAGGGGCCAGUCCCGCUUCUGAAUAUUCAGCAGCUCGCUGAAGUUCGUCCCGAAAGGCAAAGCAGACAAGGACCUGAAGGAGAAGUAA